Messenger RNA from Poeciliopsis prolifica (blackstripe livebearer), 8085 nucleotides. RefSeq names its product immunoglobulin superfamily, member 9a (gene igsf9a). The record is from RefSeq and is a predicted model, not a curated record. The transcript is spliced from 21 exons. Gene Ontology annotation, biological process: cell-cell adhesion. Lineage: Eukaryota; Metazoa; Chordata; Actinopteri; Cyprinodontiformes; Poeciliidae. Gene Ontology annotation, molecular function: protein binding. The coding region runs from base 475 to 5088 and encodes 1537 amino acids.
AAAUGGCGCCCUCUGGUGGUUGCAGCUGAGAAUGACGUCAUCCGGGGGAGGAGGGGUGGGGGGGAUUGGAAAUAGGAAAACGUGUCAGCUUGAACAAACAAAACCCUGGAUUUAAAAAUUCAGGAGCUUCCAGUAUUGGGUUGUGCUCUCUGUUCACGGUGUCGAGGAGGAGUUGGGCAGAACAAGGAAGAAGCAGCGGUUCGGUGGGAGGGACGGAGAGGUAAGAGGAGAGGCGUCACCUGUACGUGAAGCGAACACCUGUUGCCCGGUGGGCUCUUUAAGACGCACUAGAGAGGAAGAGGCUCGUGUUACGGCUGGGGAUCCCGGUGGCUUUUGUCGCUUACAGGGACAAAACCUUCAUUCUGCUCGGUUUCAAACCGUCGCUUCAGUUGGACCGGAGGGAGCAUGUAGAGGAUUUAUUUCUAAAGGGAAUCCACCAGGCUGAACAUGCUGCAGGUUGUUUGACUGACAGAUAUGAGGUCAGGAAGAUCAUACUGGCAGACUUUUGCUGCAGUUGUACUCGUUUGCCACUUUUUGACCACUGAUGGCGGGAAGUCGGAGGUCCGUGGAAAGGCUGGAGGCUGGGUGGAGCUGGAGUGCAGUUUUCCACCAGCAGGGCGGCGGUCUGGGUCAUCUGCAACCCAACAGGUGGUGGAAUGGGUGCGGCAAGGCGUUGAGAUUCCUGUCCUGAUCAAAUUUGGGUCCUACACACCCCGAAUCCAUCCAGGUUUUGAAGGGCGGGCGUCUCUGUUGAGCAGCGCCACCCUGAGGCUGGAGCGCCUGCAGCUGGACGACCAGGGUUUCUACAGCUGCCGGAUAUUUCAGCUGGACAAACUGGAAGAGGAAGUGCAGAGCAGCAACUGGACUCUGCUGUCUGUGACUGCCCCGCCCACUUUCACAGAAGCCCCGCCCCCUGUGGUCCAGGCCCUGGUGGGAAGUCGUCUGUCUCUUGACUGCGUUGCUGUUGGCAACCCCACGCCAACCAUCACCUGGCUAAAAGACGGCGUCGCCGUUCCCAGUGCAAACCUUCAGGGAGGAGCGUUGUCUCUGCCGGCGGUGACCGCGCAGGCAGCCGGGCUCUACGCCUGCCACGCCUCCAACGCCGAGGGAAACGCGAGCCGCGUGGCGAAGCUGGAGAUCAAAGGUCCGCCUGUCAUCAUCAUUCCUCCUAAAGACACAACCCUCAACAUGUCCCAGAAUGCACUGCUGCAGUGCCAGGCGGUGGCCGACCCUCCCAACAUGACGUACGUGUGGCAGAAAGCUGGAGAAAACGUCCAUCAUAUCGAGUCCCUGAAGUCGCGCGUCAGGAUCCUGGUUGAUGGAACGCUGCAGAUCUUCCGUUUGCUGCCAGAAGACUCCGGGAACUUCACCUGCAUACCGACCAAUGGGCUGCUGAGCCCGCCCACCGCCUCCGCCAUCUUAACUGUGAUGCACCCAGCCAAGGCUCUCCAAAUGCCCGAGGAAACGUACCUACCCACAGGUAUGGGCGGCGGGAUCCGAUGCCCGGCGGCAGCUCAGCCUCCGCUGCUGCGUGUGGAUUGGAUAAAAGACGGAGAGCCUCUGGAUCUGUCUCUGUAUCCGGGAUGGACUCUGAAAGCCGACGGCUCUUUGGUCAUGGCGACGGUCAAUGAAGACGCAGCAGGCACCUACAGCUGUACUCCAUACAACAGCUACGGCACCAUGGGCCCAUCUGGACCCACCAGGCUGGUUCUGCAGGACCCCCCGUCAUUCAGCGUCACUCCAGCCGAGGAAUACAGGCGGGACGCCGGGAGGACGCUGCUCAUCCCCUGUCAGGGAAACGCAGUCGCAACAACCACCUGGAGCAAGGUUGACCCGGUUCGUUCUGUUUCUUACUCCAUUGAACCCAACGGGUCUUUGCUGCUGCAGCCUCUUCUGAAGGACCACCAGGGGGAGUGGGAGUGCAGCGUCUCCAACCGCGCUGCAUCCGUAGAGACCCGCACACGAGUCUUUGUCCUGGGAACCAGUCCCCACGCGGCCGCCGCGCUGUCCGUCUCUCCCGGGCCGAGCCGGGCCAACCUAUCCUGGGAGGCCGGCUUCGACGGAGGAUCAGCGCAGACGUUUUCGGUCUGGGUGAAGAGGACUUCGGUGAGCGAUGGCGACGGGAGGCAGGACUGGUUCUCUGUGCCCGUUCCUCCCUCAUCCGGCACCAGCCUGCAGGUUUCGGGCCUUUCUCCCGCCACCGACUACCAGUUCAGCGUCUUGUCUCAGAAUAAGUUUGGCACAGGGCCUUUCAGCGAGAUCGCCACUGCACGCACUUUGGAUCCGCCAGAGAGGAGCAUCAAACCGAAGCCCCCCGCGUCGCUGUGGGCUAAUCAGAGCUCAGCAGGUGUCAUCCUGCAGUGGGCCCUCCCUGACGCCCAGCAGCCGCCCAUCACAGGCUUUGUCCUCCAGUCCCGCUCCGCCACCGCCGCAGCAGAGGACUGGUUCAAUGUGGAGGAGAACAUCAACGCCAGCAGCAGCCACAUCCUGGUUAGGGGUCUGCAGAAGGACCGUGUGUAUGAGCUGCGGAUGCUUUCUCGUCGGGGGGAGCUGCUGAGCGAGCCCGGUCCAUCAGUCAACGUCUCCACCGCAGGUAAGACGGAGAGCUUCGCAGCCACGUCUACGUUUGUCCCGGAGCCGUUGCUGGCCGGUGUGCUCGCCGGCGUCGGCUUCAUGUUUCUGGCGCUGGUCUUGUUGCUCGGUUCUGCCUGCUUCGUCAGCCGCAGGAGGGACCGUCGCCGCAGGAAGACGGAGAACGAACCCCUUCCUGCCAUCUAUAAGUGCUCCCCAUCAAUUAAGACUUCAGGCUCCAGUAGUCCAGACAGUCUGUUGAAGAAAAGCCUCCUUCCAGCCAACUCCCACUACCCCACAAUGUCUUCCACCACUUCUUCCUCUCAGACAGACUGCUCCACUUUGAGCACAGAAAAAAACCGUCGGCGCAGGACUCUAGAGCCGUCCUACAGCAGAGGCCGCCUUAGCAAGACUACCUCUUUAAUUUCUCCCUCCAUUGAGUUGAUUUCUAGAGGUCCGGAUGGCCGGUUUGCAUUCGAUGACUAUGACACAAUAAGUGUUAACAGCAAAACGAUUUCCAGAGUCAAAAGAUCUGUGUCGCUCCACUUGGAAAAGGAGGACAAGAAAGACCUGCCAUGUGUGCUUUCUGUUGACGUUCCUCCGUUUAAACUGGAGAGUGAUUCAAGUCAAAUGCGCAGCUUUAGUCAACUCCCACCACUUCAGGAAAGCUACAUUGUUUCGCCUGAUCAGAAUAGCUUGUAUUCAAACACCAGUUUUUGUACCAUGCCUCGUGUCAACAGAGGACUGCCUUCAGUAUUUCCCGUCCUGCCUCAUCUCCGAGCCAGCAUUGGUCAGCCUUCAACAUCAGCAAGCACUUUGGUUCUCCAAAUGGAGCAUGAACGUGAGAAAGGGAACCUCAGUCGGUGCCUGAGGCUGGCACAGGAGCGAGAAGAAAUGGAAAGGGAGCUGCGAUGGUACACACUAGAAAGAAACUCCAUGAAAGUCAAGACAGAGCAAAGACAAACAAGCAAUGGGGACGAAAGUGUUGAGGGUCUUAUGUGGGAAUAUAAAAGCAAGACUUUACCAAACAUCUACCGUCAAGGUGGUAAGGAGAGAUCUAGAUACCAUACAUCGUCCUCACCCAACUGGGAAGCCCAUCCUUAUGACUCAAGUUCAACUUUGAAUCCAUUCAGAGAUUAUUUGAAUACGUCUCCCCCUUUGACUCCUUCUUUUUCUCCCUAUUUUCUUGAAUCAUUUACUAAGAAACCCAAUGGAGUCCGUCACUCUUUUGUUGACACCUCAACUCUCUCUCACCAGAGGUGUCGAGUAGAUCCGCCACAAGGCUACCAUAGUCCAAGACGAUUCUUGUCCUUUGACCAAGAAACAAGUGACUCAUUUCGUAAUCCACAAAAGGAAAACAUUCUUAGUAAUAGCUCAAUGUUUCACAACAGAAACACUCCAGAUUCAGUACCAGACUCUACAAGUUUGGAAGAAAUGCUCAGUGAACCAAUUGGUUCAAUUGGCAAAGAGUCAUGUGUCGAGAUGAGCGUAGACGAGCCGGAGUUUGAGUUGCCCACGUCACAACCUGCGAAGCCCAUGUUACACCACAGGAUUGCUUCUCAUGUUCAACACGGCUGCUCGCUGUCUCAGCGAAGCAGGCGUGAAGACAUGAGAAGGAGCACGAGCUUCAAUGGCAGCAGGAAUGCUUCUGUUGGCAGCUUUGACAUGGGUCAUCACAGUCAGCACACCUCAGGUCCAGAACACUGGAGAGCUAAGACCCAAGGUCCCAAAACCUUGGACCGCAGUAAGCGAAGUCAGAGUCUAGACUUGAGGAGGCAGAAGAAGAGUACCUUUCUCACACCAUCCGCAUGGGUAGAGUCACUCAGCCAAGAGGACUGUUCGGUUGAAUUGUCUCAAACAAGUACUGAAAGUGAGCAACAUUCCUCAACUGCUGUGGGUCCAACUCGCAGUCGAAAACCUGACGUGUCCCACUUCUGUCAACUUAGCCCCUCAACUGACACUGCCAAUCAUCCAACUCCCAAUCAGGACACAAUGAAGAAAUCAGAUUAUAUUGUCAGCCUGAAGGAGGUUUCUACAUACUUUCCGCCCAUCAGCAACGACUUCGAGGCACUGGAAGUGGACUCAGGAGGCUACGAGGGAGUGACAGACUCCGGUGGCAGCUACAGCAGCUACGCUAGCAGCGGCCGCGGCAGCAUGGAGACUGCUAACGGGCAUCUGCCCUUGUCUCACCUGUCCCCAAUGCUCACAGACUCACCUGCCACUGCAGAGGACACUCAGGGGGGAUCAGAGCACAAGGAAGGUGGACAAACAGAACCAAAACGAAGGAGGCAGCUUUCGGUAGAUGAGAAUUAUGAAUGGGAUGCUGGCGACAUUGGCUCACGGCCUGGAGAAGAAGAUGACGUUCUCCCAGCACCGAACCCGCAGAAGCCCACCGCCAGCCGCAGCCGUCCCAGCAUGCCGCGCUCCGAGAAAGCACACAAACGUUCGUCUGCGUCGCUGCCGGGGCAUCAAAGCAGGCGCUCUGCUGAGCCAGAACCGGACGCCGUGCUGUUCUGACGGCGUCGCCACUCGCCUCGUCUCUCCCGGCGCCGCCGCCGCCACGGCUCGGAGCACCGGGCGACGAAAGCUCACGCCGGAGAAAGUGAGCUCUUCUGUGAUCCAGCUCUUUUAUUUAAUUUUAUUCCAAAAGUGGAUAAAAGACGAGAGUUUUUUUGGCAGGUUUGGUCUUUUAUAGCACAGAAAUUCACAUUUGACCUAAUUAUGCUUAGCACAAAGAUUACAAACCCCUUUGUUUGAUGAAUCUCAUCUUGUAGGAUUUAGACAAACUCAUGCUUUGAGAUCCAGCGAUAUUAAAUUUGCAGAAAACGUCACGCACUGAAACAAAAAAAUACUUUUUCCCAGCUAGUGUAGAUUUACUCACCAGGGAGAACAAACAGCAUUAAGAUGUAAUUUAUUGUUCUUAAAUAUGGGAGAAUAUAAAUAACAUAAGGCAGUAGCUGCGUAUGUGGAGUACGCUACCAUGAAUGAUUUUCUUUAGCUAAAAUCUCGUCUUAGUUCCCAAUAAACCAAACUUUUUGAGACCAAGAUCUACUUUUUCUACCUCAUAACACAAUUAUAAAUGAAACUUUAUUGACUUAUUUUAUAUGCAAAUACCCAACAGUUAUAGCAGAAAUAUUUAAGUGAUAGAAAACCUGAUGCAGUUUCUUCCUCGGUGAGAUUCUGGGAGAAGGUUGUUAAUCGGUUAUUGUAGAUCUGAACUCUGGUUUGAUGAGAAAUGUCGGUCUAACAGGAGGAACCACAGAGGUCUGUCAAAAUAAAAGCUCAUCUUGUGAAGUUGGGAUAUUUUUCCAGAGGAAUCGCCUCCAACCAGAAGUUGGACAGCAUUUUAUUUCAAUGUCAUUAGUGAAUGUUAGCACCUCGUUUUCAGCAGCGGAGCUAUAAAGGCUGAUAAAGGUUAUUAUUUUGGAGGAAGCAUCAUCAACAUUUCCACUAUAGUCAAAAAUAAUUAUCAUAUUUGAAAGAGAAAAAGCCUCUCAGACUCUGAGUUCAAAGCAAAACGCCAGAGACACCAAAUAGACGAUUAUACAGUUAAUUUAUUUUCAUAUCAUUAUCUUGGUAGAAGCCAUUUGUUUGCUACUUAAUGAAAUAUGUUUGUCCUAUUUGAUGUUUGUUGUGACAUUUACAUCAAACAAACGAGGUAAUUAGUCAUUUAUUGAACGUUCAGAAACUACAGUGGCUUUAACGAGCCGCAGCAAAGGUAAAAUAACCCAAACAGGUGAUCAAUUCAGAACCACUCGGACCUUUUUACUCUCUCGUCGGAACCGCCCAGCAGAGAUCAUGUUGGCCGGUUCCAACAUGAUCAACAUCAACUUCAGGCUUGAAACCUGAUGUUUCAGGCUUGAUAUUUAUUUCUCCAUUAUUACUAAGCCUCUCAUGAACACAGCAGUGGCUGAUUGGCUAAUUUAAACUCCUGCUCCGAUAGUCAGCCUCUUUUUCUUGUUAAUGGAGCCCAAAGUCUCUGAAUUGUGCAACGCUUUGCUGAAACAAUAAUUACUGAGGCCAUUUAUUGGAGCACAUUUUGUACAUUUUCAAUUAUUUUUAUUCUUUAAUGAAUUUACAAACGUUUUGGAUCUUUUAAGUGCGUCAGAAGAGGACGUUCAGUUUGUCACCUGCUAGCAGCAGCUAGCAUGUUUAAAAAUGAACAACUCUAUUGACAACAGUUAAAAUCAUAAAACCAAACACUGCAAAAUUACUCAUGAAACACUUUGUGAUUACAUUUGUCUAAAAUACAUGUUGAAAUAUAAUUAAUACUUGUAAUGGAAACAGCUGAUCCUAAUGAGUACCACAGUUGCCCAUGGUAACCAAGAGCCGAACUUAAAACACCAAUAAUUAUCUAAAGAAUGAGACGCACUGACUAAACAACAUGAAUUCAAAGAAUAAAUAAAAAACAUUUUGACAAACUUCACAUAAUUAGUGAAGCAACUCUUAAAUUAUUCAGGGAGAAUUUCAAAAACAUUCGACAAGGCAGUCGAGUCACACUAUUGGUUAGCAUUUUACAAACCAGCCAAUCAGGGAGCAGCAUUUGUUUUAUUAGCCAAUCAUUGAUUGUAACCCCAAAAGCAGAGAAAAGGAAGUAGCAGCUGUGCUAAAACAAUUUCUACUGAGCAAUAUUAAAGCACAUCAAGGUAUAUUUGGUGUUGGAACUGUUAAAGUAGGCAGUUAUAAGCAUCUUUACAGGAGGUUUAACGUGUUUAACGUGGGAUCUGUAUGAACUGGACGUGCCACAAAAAUAAAUAAAUCAGAAUAAAUUGACCUGUUUUCAGGUUUUGGUUUUAAUAAUUACAUAAAACUGGUUAAAAAAAGUUUUCUCUCUAAUUCUAAUCAACUCACCGGGUUUUCUUUUUUUUAUUUUAUCGCCUGUGAUUUAUUGUUGAUAUAUUAAGAUGUGAAUAUAUUUUUUACUAAAAGUAUAAAUCAAGGCCAAAAACUAGUUAACUAUACAUGAAUCCUCACGAGUUUCUGAUUCAUCUGCAGGGGCAAGAAUCAAUAUGUUAGAUUAUUGUAGUGUUUUAAAUAUAUUUUUAAAAAUUGAGUCUUUAUUGUAAUUAGUAGGUAAAGAUGUGAGAGGCGUUAAAGAGGAUUAAUUAUGCUUUUUGUCCAUUUUUGCUUUCUUCUGUUAGGUUUCUCAUGACAUCUAAGAAAUUUAAAAGAAAUAUAGAAUAAUGAUGUAUUUUUUUUGCAAGAGAUGUUAAAGUUAUAACGUAGCUUCUUUUUAGAAAGAGAUAUUGAAUUGAUUGAAUAUUACAGGUUUUAUUUUCAGGGAAUAUAUUGUCAUUUCCUAAAUGUUUGGGAUAAGAAAAAUCUCAAAAGGAAUUUAAAACUGUAAAUUCAGCAUUUUGAUUUGGUAGAAAUUUACUUACCAAUUUUUUGUAAGUGAAGUAUGAAACAAAAUGGCUGCCACGUUGUAGGAUGGAGAUCGGAUCCAACUUUAAUGCUUUUAAAUCAAAGUUUCUUUAUGUUUGUUAAAAAUUAAAGUAUGUUUUUAUAUUUUGA